Euleptes europaea (tarantolino) is the source of this 2098-nucleotide messenger RNA. It is a transcript of the gene TTC13, whose product is annotated as tetratricopeptide repeat domain 13. Gene Ontology annotation, molecular function: protein binding. The record is from RefSeq and is a predicted model, not a curated record. Lineage: Eukaryota; Metazoa; Chordata; Lepidosauria; Squamata; Sphaerodactylidae. The coding region runs from base 73 to 2070 and encodes 665 amino acids. The transcript has 19 exons.
UCAGACUGUGAUCUACGAGGGUCUCCAGCUUGUGAAUCCCUGCUUUCACUUAACACUGAAAAACUUUUGGAUAUGAAAAAUGCAGAGCUUGCUUUGUUUGAGCUGAGCAGAGUAAUUACCCUGGCACCAGAUCACCCAGAAGUAUUUGAACAGCGAGCAGAGAUACUGUCACCUUUGGGUCAAAUUAGUGACGCGCUGGCUGACCUCACCAAAGCUAUUCAGCUAAAACCUUCAGCACGACUCUACCGGCAUAGAGGUACUCUUUACUUCAUGUCUGAGGACUAUGCAACAGCCUAUGAAGACUUCCAGAAUUCCCUUGAGCUGAAUAAAAACCAACCUAUAACUGUGCUUUACAAAGGGCUGACAUUUUUUCACAGAGGGCUGCUAAAGGAAGCUAUUGAAUCGUUCAAAGAAGCCCUGAAGCAGAAAGCAGAUUUCAUAGAUGCAUAUAAAAGUCUGGGGCAAGCCUAUCGAGAACUUGGUAACUUUGAAGCUGCUACAGAAAACUUUCAGAAGGCUUUGAUGCUAAACCCAAAUCAUGUCCAAACGAUACAGCUCGGGGGAAUGAUGCUGUACCAUCAUGGUAGCCUAGAGGAGGCUCUGAAAAACUUUAAGAGAUGCCUGCAGCUAGAACCAUAUAAUGAAGUGUGCCAGUAUAUGAAAGGUCUGAAUCAUGUCUCUUUGGGACAAUUUUAUGAAGGAAUUAAAGCUCAAACUAAAGUUAUGUUAAAUGAUCCUCUUCCUGGUCAGAAAGCUAGUACAGAAUACCUAAAAGUGAAAUAUCUCAGAGAAUAUUCUCGCUAUCUGCAUGCACAUCUUGAUACCCCCCUUACAGAAUACAACGUAGAUAUGGAUCUUUCUGGAAAGUUUAAAGAACAUUGGGCCAAAAAUCUUCCUUUUCUCAUAGAUGACUAUGAAGAACAGCCAGGGUUACAACCACAUAUAAAGGAUGUGCUUCGUCAGAAAUUUGAAAACUGUAAACCCGAAAUACAAGAGAUGAUAUGUGUAGCUGAUCAUUUGGGUUCACUGAUGCAGUACGAGACCCCGGGAUUUCUUCCAAACAAGAGAAUCCAUAGAGCAAUGGGGCUGGCUGUGCUAGAAAUAAUGCAAGCAGUGCAGCGUACGUGGGUGAACUCGAAAGUCCGAAUAAAUGGAAAAUCCAGGCUGAUGCUGUGGAGAGAUAUGUUUGACAUUGCUGUGAAAUGGAGGAGGAUUGCUGACCCAGACCAGCCAGUACUAUGGGUAGACCAAAUGCCAUCUCAAAGCCUUAGUAAAGGAUUUAAUAAUCAUAUCAAUUUAAUCAGGGGGCAGGUUAUUAAUAUGAGAUACUUUGACUAUUUUGAAAAGAUACUCCAUUUUAUAAAAGACAGAAUCCUUGUUUAUCAUAGUACUAAUAAUCACAAAGAGCUGGUAGAAGUUCGAGAAGCCUUGGACCAGGUACAAAAAGUAGAAGACCUUCUUCCAAUCAUGAAGCAGUUAAGCAGUAAAACGAGAGAUGGGUUUACUGUCAACACCAAAGUCCCCAGCCUUAAAGAUUCAGGACAAGAAUAUGAUGGAUUUACUAUUACCAUAACAGGAGAUAAGGCUGGGAAUACAUUAUUUUCACUGGAAACACAGACAACGGAGGAAAGAACGCAACUGUAUCAUGCAGAAAUGGAUGCUCUUUAUAAAGACCUAACUGCCAAAGGAAAAAUACUUGCUUUAUCUGCCGAGCUUGGGGAGGCAGAUGCUGUGUGCAAUCUGAUCCUGUCUCUUGUGUACUACUUCUAUAACUUAAUGCCUCUAUCCAGAGGUUCCAGUGUAGUGGCUUAUUCAGUAAUAAUGGGAGCACUGAUGGCAAGUGGAAAAGAAGUAUCAGGAAAAAUUCCUAAAGGAAAGUUGGUUGAUUUUGAAGCCAUGACAACUCCUGAUUCCGAAGCCUUCAGUAAAACGGCAAAAGAUUGGCUGAAUCUGAAAAGCAUUUCACCUUCUUACAAAAGUCUUCCAUCAGUAUCGGAAUCUUUUCCAACAUUACGAACCAUGCUUGAAGUCUUGAGUACAGAUUCAUCUCAUUGCCUUAAAAGGCUUUAGGUGCUGUAUAAUUUCCGAAUAAAAGAGC